Prunus dulcis (almond) is the source of this 1245-nucleotide messenger RNA. RefSeq lists its product as uncharacterized. The coding region runs from base 1 to 1245 and encodes 414 amino acids. Lineage: Eukaryota; Viridiplantae; Streptophyta; Magnoliopsida; Rosales; Rosaceae. The transcript has a single exon. The record is from RefSeq and is a predicted model, not a curated record.
AUGAUCCUGUACAAGGGAGACGACGCCCUGAUGUGCAAAGUGUUCGCGAUGACCCUACGAGGAGCAACUCAAGACUGGUUCCACACUCUACCGUCCGCAUCGAUAGGCAACUUUAAGGAGUUAGCCCUCACCUUCACGAAGGAGUACACCUCUUACAAUACGAUCAGAAAGCAUGUGGACCACUUGUUUAACCUGCACAAGAAGCCAGACAUGUCUCUUCAAGACUACCUCAGACGGUUUAAAGCUGAGAAGGCGAACAUCAUAGGAUGCAAUGGCCAAGUUGCAUCCUCAGCUUUCAAGAAGGGCUUGCCAACUGAGCACAAGCUAUACCGGGAGCUGGCCAUAACUCCAAGCCAAACCUUGGUAGAAGUGUUCGCAAUGGCAGAGCGUUGUGCACUUUGGGACGAUGAUCGUAUCGCCACAAAGAAAGCCAACAAGAAAGUUGAUCACCCGACGAUGCAGGCAAGCCAAAAGAGCAACCAAUUCGAGCAAAAAGCCCAGGAUAAGCACAGAUCGCGGCCCCAAGAGAGAGGCUCAGAAAUAGGGACCUUCACUGAGUUCGCUAUCCCAAUUCACCAGAUCCUGGCUCAAGUGAAGGACAAGUCAUGGGUGAAGAGACCGCCACCCAUGAGGGGAGACCCCUCUAAGAGGGACACCAAUAAAUACUGCGCAUUCCACGAGGAGCACAGUCAUUACACCAACAACUACAAUGCUUGGAAAAGGCACCUUGAGGAGCUGGAUAGAGAAAGCCAUUGCACAGAAUUCGUCGCAAAGAAGACCAUCCAGCAGAUCGAGGAUCGUGUUGCAGCUUUCAAGGAAUCUCCCCAAAAGGUCAUUCGAAUUAACACAGUUCUAGCUGACUCUCAAGAGUCCGGACUGACCACCAAGGAGCGCAAGAGAAAGAUCACGCAGGCCACUCAUGUCUCCCAAGUCACAACGGGAGUACCAGCCAUUGUGGAUACACCCAUCAUCGGCUUCCAGAAAAAUGACUUGAUCGGGCUUUGCCUGCCGCAUAAUGACGCCCUAGUCAUCUGCAUCCAAAUUGAACAAGUUGUGGUCGAGCGAGUUCAUGUAGAUAAGAGCAGCGCAGCCAACAUCCUGCAAUUAUCUGUGAUCCAACAGAUGGGAUUGGAGCCCAAGAUUAGCAAAUUUUCUAGAUCGCUCACCGGCUUCAAUGACGCCAUCUCAAUCACUGUUAGAAAGAUCGACCUUGACUCCCACUCACCCACAGUGGCUUGCUCGUAA